This is a messenger RNA of Aegilops tauschii subsp. strangulata, 1009 nucleotides long. RefSeq lists its product as uncharacterized. Lineage: Eukaryota; Viridiplantae; Streptophyta; Magnoliopsida; Poales; Poaceae. The record is from RefSeq and is a predicted model, not a curated record.
UGCGGUGCCCUCGGCCACUUAAACUCCCCCCUCCACCUCUAGCUAGCGUCGUCGUAGCACUCUGUAGUUGUAGCUCGAGCCCCUUCAGAAGGAAGCACAGCAAGCUAGCAAGCUAGGAAGAACCUCCCUCCCGUGCAUCUGACCAGCGAGUGACGGCGCUUGGAUCUCCAUGGACGGCAAGACGCCUCAUCUGCUGCCUCUGAGUCUGAGCGAGGCCAAAAAGAAGAUCCGGGAUGACGUCCCACUGGUCUGCGGAUGGGCGCUCCUCAACGCCUUCGCCACGCUCUGCGGCGUAGCAAGCGGCUACAUAGCCGAGUACAUCCAUGUGUCGUGCAGCCAGUCCUCCUUCAUUCUGCCGUGCAUCGAGCUGACGGACGCGGAGGCCGCCAGGCUAAUCGCCCUCUGCGUCGGGAUGCUGUGCUGCGCCCCAUCCCAGGCGGCCGCGGCGGCGCUGGCGCUGCUGCUCCCAUGCCAGCGUCGCCGGGCCCGCCGGACCCUCGCCUACCUCGCGCUGGCGGUCACCAUCCUCUUCCAUUGCUUGUUCGCCAGCACCGUGUGGGUCUUCCUCGCCGCCGACCCAGGAUACAUCUUCGGCAGGAUCUACUUCACCGCGGGCUUCUGCUUCUUCGUGGUGGCCGACCUCCUCAGCUUCCGGGCCCUCCUGGGAGGUGAUGGGUGGGGCAUCAAGUACGUAGCCUAUUUCUUCUGAUCAUGUUCGUGGAUCAGCUCACCACGUACUGAUGAGAGCGUGGAGUAUGCAUUAAUUCUGCUGUGACGAUUGAUGGACUAGUGCCGUAUUUGCGAAUCUAGUAGCUGAUGUAGUGUUAAUUAUUAUCCAGAUUGACUCUACUAGUAUGUACUCAUUCGGGUAAUGCUUUGCUGGCUAUAUAAUUAGACUGGGUGGAUUGUGGUUAUCUUUGCUGUAGUAUUCGACCUUCUCUCUAUGCAUGUGAUGGUCAGACAUGAGUUAUAUAUAUGCUUAUAUAGGUCCAGCUUCGCUAUAAUUAGA